Messenger RNA from Brassica rapa (field mustard), 1771 nucleotides. RefSeq names its product F-box protein At3g17710. Gene Ontology annotation, molecular function: protein binding. The record is from RefSeq and is a predicted model, not a curated record. Lineage: Eukaryota; Viridiplantae; Streptophyta; Magnoliopsida; Brassicales; Brassicaceae.
AAGUUAGUUAGCUUCGUUUUGACUUUUUGAUGAAUUAAUGUGCCACCGUCAGAUUUUUUGUUUAGUUUUCCUAUCAAAUCCAAACCUUUUAAAUCCAAAAUUGGUUGCAGAUAAAUUAAAAAAUUCAACUACCUUUCAAACCAAUUAUGUAUAUAUAUGAAAUUGCUGAGAGAUUCAUUUAGCAUUUUACUAUUAAUGCUAAUUGUUGUAGUACUAAUCAUUCUAACCACACGUCACUUCCUUUCUUCUGUGGUCAAAAAAGGACAUUGGAUUGUUGUCAAAAAAGGAAAAGUAGUUAUCCUUUCCAACUGAAAUUUCUCAACAUCAAAAGGUGUGCCAAUUAAAAAAAACUCAAAUCAUACAAGUUAUCCCACACCCACACCAUUUGGUUAGUAGACCCAUACCUUAUCUUUAUUUAUACAAAUAUAAAGUUUCUCAUCUCUUAUUUAUUAGUGCCACAGUCACAAAAGCUAAAGGUAAAAAGUGUAAUGGCUCCGGUGAAGCUCCCAUGUGAUUUAGAGGAAGAGAUACUCUCUCGGCUUCCACCUCUAUCUCUUGUACGGUCCAGAACCGUAUGUCAACACUGGAACUCUCUUUUACACGACAAGAGUUUCCUCAACAAACACGUGGCUCGUGUCCGUCCCCAGUUCAUUUUCCUCACCGAAUCCAAGGCUCACUCUAUCAACAUCGAUCUCCACACAGGAGGAACUGAUCCAACGGUAGAAGUGCACGAGGUACCUUCUGACUUUCCUUAUCAGGCCAUAGACUUGACGCAUACCACCAUCACUUCUUGCGACGGGUUCUUGUUCCGCCACUUUUGGAAACAAGGUGUUGCGUUUUGGAACCCGUGGUUAAGACAAGUAGUAUGGAUCGAGUACGUCGACAAAAGCUUCCACUUCUGCGGUGUGGGAUACGAUUACGAUAGCAACGUACCCGAAAAGCGUUACAAGAUCUUAGGGUAUUUAAACUGUCUCCGUGACGUAAGCGACACGUACCAAGUGAGUUACAAAAGAGUUGCGAUCUACGAGUGUUCAUCUCGCGCGUUGAAGUUUCUUGAUGCUCCUUUCAAGAACUGGCCCACCAUGGAUCCGUUGUCCUUGAACGGGAAUCUCUAUUGGGUUACUAGUAACCCCGAGACUCAUGAGUGUUUCAUCCGAAGCUUUGACUUCUCGAGCGAGACGUUCAAAACGUUUUGUCUCCUUCCGUGUGAGAAGAACCAUUCUCGCGACCAACUUGUCCUUGCGGUUUAUAAAAGAGAUGGGUUUUCAUUGUUGAAGCAAUGCUAUGUAACAGGGGAGAUUAGUGUUUGGGUGACUAAGGAGAAGAUUGAUGCAGCGGAAGUGGUCUGGAUCAACUUGAUGACUUUGCCAACAAGUAACUUACCGAAGUUGAUUAAUAAGCUUUGUGGGAUUAGUUACUUCAUCUUUGAGAAGACUCUGAUCAUGUGUUGUGGCGACCAAGAGACUGGAGCUGCUAGCAUCUAUAUUGUGAGGGAGGAUAUGUGCAAGAAGAUCCAAAUAGGUUAUGAAAUUGUUCGGUUUUCUCAUUGUGUUUAUCUUCCUAAUUUUAUAUCGGUUCCUUCAGAAUUUAGAUCGCUGCCUGUUUAAAUUUUAGCUUUGAUUGUUUUAUUACAAAUAUUAAUUCAAUAUAUUUAGCUGCCUGCUCAUUGUUGUUGGAGCAGAGAGUAGAAAGGUACUUCUGUUUGAAUUUUUUUGUAUGCUGUCUCUUUGUGGAUUGAUUUGGAAAUAUAUGAUAGUACACAUGAACAAUA